AUGCCCGAGUUCUUCCGAGGCCGGCCAGCACCAUCUCCCCCUGUCCCCAUAGAAGAACGAGCAGAUGUAGAGGAGACAGCUGGGGAAUUCCAGGGGUUCUUUUUUGGAAAAGUCAAGAAUGAAGACACCGAAGGACACUUCGAAGAUGGAGAUGGACCCCAGAGGCAGGAGGGAAGCCAAGCAGCAGGGGAUGAUCAGAGGAAUGAGGAGGAUGAGGAACUGCAUCCUCUAUUGCCAGAUGAAGGCAAGAAUGAAGACUUGAGAGGAAACUUCAGAAACCAAGUUGGACGUAAGAGGCAGAAAAGAAGCCACAUCAUCCAGAAGAGGGAUAAACCCAUUCCUUGCCAAGGGGGGGAUUUCCAAGAAGUAAUUCACACAAUGAAGGAAACAUACAAGUGCUUGGCGUGUGGAAAGAACUUCUCAGAUCAAUCCCAGUAUAAUGUCAAUUUACGAUUGCUCAGUGGAAAGAAGACACAUGACUGGCUGGAGUGUGGAAAGACUAUGAUUCACAGAGCAGAGCUCCUUAGACUUCAAAGAUCACAUCGAGGAGAGAAACUUUUUAGCUGCUUAAACUGUGGCAAGAGAUUCUCUGAGAAAUCAGACUUUGUUCAACACCAAAAGAUUCAUACAGGAGGGAAGCUAUUUAUUUGUUCAGGGAGUGGAAUGAAGCUCUCUUGUGGGAAGAGAUUCAGUCGCAGAGACUCUCUUCAAACUCAUCUAAGAACCCACACAUGGGCGAACACGUUUGAAUGCUCAGAAUGUAGGAAGAGAUUCAGUGAGAGUAGCUCUCUUCAAGAACAUAUAAGAACCCACACAGGGGAAAAGGCUUUUGAAUGCUCUGAGUGUGGGAAGAGAUUCAGGGAGAAACCUUUGAGAUUCAGUCGCAGUAGCUAUCUCCUAGAACAUCUAAAAACCCACACAGGAGAGAAACCUUUUGAAUGCUCAGAAUGUGGGAAGGGAUUCAGGUGCAGUAGUCAUCUUCGACGGCAUCAAAGAACCCACACAGGGGACAAACCUUUUGAAUGCUCAGAAUGUGGGAAGAGAUUCAGUGACAGCAGCAAUCUUCAAACUCAUCUAAGAACCCACACAGGGGAGCAGCCUUUUGAAUGCUCAGAGUGUGGGAAGAGAUUCAGUCGCAGUAGCUAUCUCCUAGAACAUCUAAGAACCCACACAGGAGAGAAACCUUUUGAAUGCUCAGAAUGUGGGAAGAGAUUCAGUGACAGCAGCAAUCUUCAAACUCAUCUAAGAACCCACACAGGGGAGCAGCCUUUUGAAUGCUCAGAGUGUGGGAAGAGAUUCAGUCGCAGUAGCUAUCUCCUAGAACAUCUAAGAACCCACACAGGGGGAAAGGCUUUUGAAUGCUCUGAGUGUGGGAAGAGAUUCAGUCACAGAAACAGUCUUCAAAAUCAUCUAAGAACCCACACAGGGGAAAAGCCUUUUGAAUGCUCAGAGUGUGGGAAGAGAUUCAGUCAAAGGGGUCACCUUCAAAAUCAUUUUAGAACCCACACAGGG
Gekko japonicus is the source of this 1512-nucleotide messenger RNA. Its product is annotated as zinc finger protein OZF-like. NCBI's taxonomy places the organism in Eukaryota, Metazoa, Chordata, Lepidosauria, Squamata, Gekkonidae. The transcript is spliced from 5 exons. Gene Ontology annotation, molecular function: DNA-binding transcription factor activity; RNA polymerase II cis-regulatory region sequence-specific DNA binding. The annotation marks the transcript as partial. The record is from RefSeq and is a predicted model, not a curated record. Gene Ontology annotation, biological process: regulation of transcription by RNA polymerase II.